This is a messenger RNA of Dipodomys spectabilis (banner-tailed kangaroo rat), 3117 nucleotides long. RefSeq names its product potassium voltage-gated channel subfamily H member 1 (gene Kcnh1). Gene Ontology annotation, biological process: regulation of membrane potential; potassium ion transmembrane transport. The transcript has 11 exons. Gene Ontology annotation, molecular function: delayed rectifier potassium channel activity. Gene Ontology annotation, cellular component: membrane. The record is from RefSeq and is a predicted model, not a curated record. Lineage: Eukaryota; Metazoa; Chordata; Mammalia; Rodentia; Heteromyidae. Bases 141 to 3113 code for a protein of 990 amino acids.
CGCCCCUACGCUGCCCGGCCCGGUGGGGCGCAUGGGGCGCUCGGAUCCCGGAACGCACGCGGGCCGCGCGUCCCGCCGCUGCCUACUGCGGUAAGGAGCCGAGCUGGGACGCCCCCCAGACCCCGAGCCGCCGGGCGAGGAUGACCAUGGCCGGGGGCAGAAGGGGACUGGUGGCCCCGCAAAACACGUUUUUGGAGAAUAUUGUCCGGCGGUCCAAUGAUACUAAUUUUGUGUUGGGAAAUGCCCAGAUUGUGGACUGGCCUAUCGUGUACAGCAAUGAUGGAUUUUGCAAGCUGUCUGGCUAUCACAGGGCAGAAGUGAUGCAGAAAAGCAGCACCUGCAGUUUUAUGUAUGGUGAGCUGACUGAUAAAGAUACAAUUGAAAAAGUGCGGCAAACCUUUGAGAAUUAUGAGAUGAAUUCCUUUGAAAUUUUGAUGUACAAGAAGAACAGGACACCUGUGUGGUUCUUUGUGAAAAUUGCUCCAAUUCGCAACGAACAGGAUAAAGUGGUUUUAUUUCUUUGCACUUUCAGUGAUAUAACCGCUUUCAAACAGCCAAUUGAGGAUGAUUCAUGCAAAGGCUGGGGGAAGUUUGCUCGUCUGACCAGAGCACUGACAAGCAGCAGGGGUGUUCUGCAGCAGCUGGCUCCCAGUGUGCAAAAGGGUGAAAAUGUUCACAAGCACUCCCGCCUGGCAGAGGUCCUGCAGCUGGGCUCAGACAUCCUUCCUCAAUACAAGCAAGAGGCACCAAAGACUCCUCCUCAUAUCAUUUUACAUUACUGUGUUUUUAAGACCACGUGGGAUUGGAUCAUCUUGAUCUUGACCUUCUACACCGCCAUCUUGGUCCCUUACAAUGUCUCCUUUAAAACCAGGCAGAACAACGUAGCCUGGCUGGUUGUGGAUAGCAUAGUGGAUGUAAUAUUUUUGGUAGACAUUGUGCUGAAUUUUCAUACUACCUUUGUUGGACCAGCAGGGGAGGUGAUAUCUGACCCUAAGCUUAUCCGCAUGAACUACCUGAAGACAUGGUUUGUGAUUGACCUUCUGUCCUGUUUGCCCUAUGACGUCAUCAACGCUUUUGAGAACGUGGAUGAGGUUAGUGCCUUUAUGGGUGAUCCAGGGAAGAUUGGUUUUGCUGAUCAGAUUCCACCACCUCUGGAGGGGAGAGAGAGUCAGGGCAUCAGCAGCUUGUUCAGCUCUCUGAAAGUUGUCCGGCUGCUCCGUCUUGGGAGAGUGGCUCGUAAGCUGGACCAUUACAUUGAAUAUGGAGCUGCUGUGCUGGUCCUGCUGGUGUGUGUGUUUGGGCUGGCUGCACACUGGAUGGCCUGCAUCUGGUACAGCAUUGGGGACUAUGAGAUCUUUGAUGAGGACACCAAGACGAUCCGCAACAACAGUUGGCUCUACCAAUUGGCAAUGGACAUUGGCACUCCUUACCAGUUUAAUGGGUCUGGUUCAGGGAAAUGGGAAGGUGGCCCCAGUAAGAACUCUGUCUACAUCUCCUCUUUGUAUUUCACCAUGACCAGCCUCACCAGUGUGGGCUUUGGGAACAUCGCCCCAUCCACAGACAUCGAGAAGAUCUUUGCAGUGGCCAUCAUGAUGAUUGGUUCGCUCCUCUAUGCCACUAUCUUUGGGAAUGUGACCACCAUUUUCCAGCAGAUGUAUGCCAACACCAACAGAUACCAUGAGAUGCUCAACAGUGUCCGGGACUUCCUGAAGCUCUACCAGGUACCCAAAGGACUGAGUGAGCGAGUCAUGGACUAUAUUGUGUCUACCUGGUCCAUGUCCAGAGGCAUUGACACAGAGAAGGUACUGCAGAUCUGCCCCAAGGACAUGCGAGCUGACAUCUGUGUACACCUGAACCGCAAGGUGUUCAAGGAGCACCCAGCCUUCCGACUGGCCAGCGAUGGCUGCCUGCGGGCCCUGGCCAUGGAGUUCCAGACUGUGCACUGUGCCCCGGGGGACCUCAUCUACCACGCCGGGGAGAGUGUUGACAGCCUCUGCUUUGUGGUGUCUGGCUCCCUAGAGGUGAUCCAGGAUGAUGAAGUGGUGGCCAUCCUAGGGAAAGGAGACGUGUUUGGAGAUGUGUUCUGGAAGGAAUCCACCCUUGCCCAGUCCUGUGCUAAUGUUAGGGCCUUGACCUACUGUGACCUGCAUGUGAUCAAGCGCGAUGCCCUACAGAAAGUUCUGGAAUUCUACACGGCCUUCUCCCACUCCUUCUCCCGGAACCUGAUUCUUACCUACAACCUGAGGAAGAGGAUCGUGUUCCGGAAGAUCAGCGACGUGAAACGGGAAGAGGAAGAGCGCAUGAAACGCAAGAACGAGGCCCCCCUGAUUUUGCCCCCGGAUCACCCCGUCCGACGACUCUUCCAGCGCUUUCGCCAGCAGAAGGAGGCCAGGCUGGCGGCCGAGAGAGGGGGUCGGGAUCUCGAUGACCUGGACGUGGAGAAGGGCAAUGCCCUCGCGGAGCCCGCCCCGGCCAAUCACACGCUGGUCAAGGCCAGCGUGGUCACGGUGCGCGAGAGCCCCGCCACGCCCGUGUCCCUGCAGCCGGCCUCCACGUCGUCGGGCGGGGCAGACCACGCCAAGCUGCAGGCGCCCGGCUCCGAGUGCCUGGCCCCGCGGGGCAGCGCGGGGGACUGUGCCAAGCGCAAGGGCUGGGCCCGCUUCAGGGACACGUGUGGGAAGGGCGAGGACUGGAACAAGGUGUCCAAGGCCGAGUCGAUGGAGACCCUCCCCGAGAGGACCAAGGCGUCCGGCGAGGCCACGCUGAAGAAGACAGACUCGUGCGACAGCGGCAUCACCAAGAGCGACCUCCGGCUGGACAACGCGGGCGAGGCCCGGAGCCCCCAGGACAGGAGUCCCAUCCUGGCAGAGGUCAAACACUCCUUCUACCCCAUCCCCGAGCAGACCCUGCAGGCCACGGUCCUGGAGGUGAAGCACGAGCUGAAGGAGGACAUCAAGGCUUUGAACGCCAAAAUGACCCAUAUCGAGAAACAGCUUUCCGAGAUUCUCAGGAUAUUAACUUCCCGAAGGUCCUCGCAGUCUCCCCAGGAGCUGUUUGAAAUAUCAAGGCCCCAAUCCCCAGAAUCAGAGAGAGACAUUUUUGGAGCCAGCUGAGAGG